UUUCAGGGAUUCUGGGAGUAUCAAAGACAAAUUAGAGCAUCUGACUCCAGCAGAGCAGGCGAAGGUUCGAAUGCAUUUGGUCCUGCAGGCAGCAGCUAAGACAGAUGAAGUUCUGAAGGCCAAAGUAGCCAAAAGAGAAGAGGAGGCUCGAAAGAAGCUUGAAGAAGAGGGAACCUCUCUGGAGGAGCAAGUGCGAAGGAUAAAGGACAUCGAGGCCAUCGAGAGCGAUUCCUUUGUUCCUCAGGCUUUCAAAUCUUCCCGGGAUGACACAAAGGUUGUUGCAGCUCAGAAGAAGCAGGAAUCGGAGAGCGCUCCCUCUCAGGACUACUCCCUCCCGAUGUCUAUAGUCUAUGAUGACAGCGACACCCUCGCUCAUCCCAGUUUGUUCAUGGACAAAGAGACGGCUGAAGAUCUCUGGCUGAGCAGAUUGAAUUCACUGCGACAAGAACGACUGAUGGGAAGUCCUGUAGCCUGAAGACUAACAGCGUCCAACAAGAGCUUUUUGUUCCCAGCGUGGUUUUUAGUUCAGAUCUUCACUUUCAGUCUCACCGUGUCGUCUUUUGGAACAUCACAACAAUGCCUGUCCUCACUUUUGUUUUGCUUCUUUCUGAUGUUGAUUAUUUUGAUUUGGUUAUUUCUGUUAUUGUUAGAUGUUUGUUUUUUUUAACAUAGAUGUGAACUUUGACACAUUAUGUUUUAUCUUUCAAUAAAAAGUUAAUUGUGACUGGGUACAUUGUAAUAAAAUUUACUAACGACUCUUUCCUUAACAAAAAAAAAACUGUGGCUCUUGUUGAGUUUCUAAAGUUAAAUAAGUAUAUUUACUGCUCCAGACAGAAGUUCCUAAUCAUCUGCGAUAACAUAAUUAUACAUGCCUUUAAUGAUUUGUUUGGAUUGUUGUUCAGGGUGGAGUGAUAAUGCAACUUUUUUUAGAAAAUGAACAUUUGAAUUUGUUAUGGAUUUUCUCUAAUUCUAGAGUAAUUUGGAUCAGAAUUUCAUUUUUAGCAGAAUUUGUUGCGAUAUGUACAAAUAAAUACAGCAUUACAAUUACCCUGGAAAAUUUAACCAUGAAAUUAAUUUCGGGGAAGCUUAAUGUUUGCCUGUGUAUCUGUUCCAAACCCAGCUUUUCUGAGUGUUUGGGCACCUCAUCCUGUUGGAAAUUUCAAUCCUUUCUCAAUUUCAACUGUGGCUUCUGAUUUAAGAUUACAUUUAAGAAUUUAAAGGUCUACAGUAUUUCCCCCCCACCAGUGCCACUGACAAUGAAACAAACCCUCAACAUGGUGCCAGCGCCACUCAGUGUUCUGACAUCCUUGUAAUUGCAAUGUAGGAGUUCAAUCUGUUCCUCCUCAGACUAUAAAAAAUAUAUACAUACAAACUCUAGUCAAUCUUAAAGGUGUCUGGAACAAAUACUUCUUUCUUGGUUGGGAUCCACCAGUGAUACAGGUAAUCAACCAGCUUCUAGUUUAUGAUCAACUAAACUUGGUUGUUGAUGAAAAUCUGAACCAGUUUCCCUUCCUCUUUUUUUUAAAUUACUAAAGUUAUAUGUUGUACAGUCUUCCUUAAACCUGGAAGAAGAAAUGUACAUGCAUCGUUAAAAGUUUAGCACGACUGACUGGAUAUUCUGACCAAAACUGUAA
Messenger RNA from Poecilia latipinna (sailfin molly), 1634 nucleotides. RefSeq names its product arginine/serine-rich coiled-coil 1 (gene rsrc1). NCBI's taxonomy places the organism in Eukaryota, Metazoa, Chordata, Actinopteri, Cyprinodontiformes, Poeciliidae. The transcript has 6 exons. Gene Ontology annotation, biological process: alternative mRNA splicing, via spliceosome. The coding region runs from base 71 to 475 and encodes 134 amino acids. Gene Ontology annotation, cellular component: nucleus; cytoplasm. The record is from RefSeq and is a predicted model, not a curated record.